CCGUUCCGUCGCAGGCUCUCCAUGCAAACGCCUUCGGGCGACCGGAGUAGUUCGGUCCCUCAGCCACAAUGGAUGCUGACUCUCGAAGCCCAUCUGGCGUAAUUUGCAUCUUGAUCACCCCAUGGUCACGUAGCCAUCGCCCGCCAUGGCGUCCGGUUCCCAGGCCAAGGCCCACGACUCCUCAAGUCCCAGCCGCCUGCAUUCGGGCCUGGAGAGCUUUUUGCCUGCAAACAUCCUCGAACUCCACCGAUGCGCUGGCAGUCUUCCCAAAGCGAACAAGCCAAACUCGUCUCCACGCCCGCGGCCUUCUGCUACCCCACAGACCAGCGUGUCACCAUCUGUAUCGUCCAUGUCGAGCAGCUUCAUGCUGGAACACCGGGGCUACACAUCCCCCAACGCUGCACGGUCUGAACACGAUGGGGAACAUGCCGGAACCCCACGCCCCAACGACGAGGGGGCUCCCGCCGUAAUAGCUAAUUGGGCCCAUCUUUCCUACCUCAAGGCCCAGCGUAGCACGCUUCGUGCUGAACUGAAGGCCCAUGAAAUCGCAGGCGCUGAGGCAAAACGGUCAGUGACAUCAUUGCGGCGCCUCGCCUUUCGCAUGGCAGUCAACAUAUCCGUCAAGGAGAAACAGAUUGCGACCACCGCCCGAAACCUUGCCAAGAGCAGAACAAGCCGUUAUCUAGAAAGCAGAGAUGCACACAAAAGAGUCGAGCAGCUGCAGAGGGCACUGUGUCUUGAGGAGAGUCGCAACAAGGAUAUUCUUGAAGCACUCGAGCGGGCUUCCACGUUGACGCUUCAGUACGCGACUCCAAGCCAAAAAUCUCGACAUGUCUCCGAAAGCAGUUUUCCUUCUCCUCCUCCCUCCCCACCAACGCGUUCGAGUGUUCCUAAUAGUCCCAUUGGUUCCCUGGGGACCCUGCAGCCGCUAUCACCGUCUCCAUGGCACCAUGUUCAUCUCGAGCUUGCCCCGCCCCAUGUAAGCCCACCCGAAACACGCAUGUCUGACAGCCGCUUGAUACGGGCCAAGCGUGAAUCAGAUCGAGCCCUUGCUACGUGUCGGAGCCGCAUCGAACAACUACAACGUGAGUGUGCCGUAAGUAGAGAAGAUGGUACACUCUUAGCAAUGGCAAGAGACGACCUGGAGCAGAAGAUACGGAAUCAACAAACCCAAAUUACUUCUCUGGAAUACUUAAGAAAGAGGUCACAGGAGGAAUUAGAGACCACUAAACCGAAGCUGCAUAAAGCAUGCAAUUCUGAAGAAAGGUUGCAGCUGGCGCUCCAGGAGAAGACUGAAGAGCUUGCUGGAUGGGAAAAGAAGAGUGCAGACAUGCAGCACACAAUUGAUGUACUAGAGCAGGAGAAGAUUGUCCUUGAAGAGCGGGUCCGAAUACAAAGCACCCAACUUGAAGAGCUCGAAAUCCGUACCCAGACUCUGGAGAAAACGAUGUGCGUUUUGCGCAGUGAGCUCGAGACAACCAAGCAGCAUGAAUCAACGCUCCAAGACCGUCUUGCAGAGAAGGGUCACGCUUAUGAUGACCUGAGAGAACAACAUGAUCGAAAUCUGAAGAACCUCCGCAUUCUUGAGCAAAAGAUGACCACACGUGACGUCGAAGCUGCAGAGCAUCUCCGCAAAAUCGAGAUUGGCGGGAACGUUAUCAGUACGCUGCGAGAACAGCUUCUGGUCUCACAAACUGCGACAAAGGAUGCUCAGAAAGCUUCGGCAGAUAUCAACAAGACGGUGGAGAUUCUGGAGAAGAAAUUGCAGAUUGAAUCUGACGAACGUGCUGGCCUGGCCAGUGAACUGCAGCAUGCGCAGAUUGAGAAGACCAAAUUAGAAAACAAGCUACUUAACACGGCUGCCCUCCUCGAACAAGAAUUGAGAACAAAGGCAGCACUUCAAGGCAACUUGGGCGGCCUACGUAGAUCUUUUGACGCCACAGAAGCCAACCUUCAGCAAGCUCGCGAGCAUGUUGAUUCGUUGCAGGAAGCUGAUAGGAUUACUCGAACUAAAUUGGAAACACUACGAUAUGAGAAAACGACGCUCGAGGUCGAUCUCAAGGAUAUAGGGGGGCUCUUGGUAAAGCUUCGAAAGGACGUUCAGGUGAAGGACACCGAGCUUGCUAGGGUGAAAUCUGCAAACACAGAAUUACAGGAGAAACUCCGGGGUGCAGAAGAGCAAACAAAUUCUGCAAAGAAAGAACUGGAGCAUAUGCACAAUCUGAAGCGGGAAAACGAUGACCGUCAUAUGGUGGAGAUGCAAAAGAGCGACGAACAUCUUCGCUCACUCGAAACCUCGAUCCUGGGUCUUCGCUCUAUUGUGGAUUCAUCGGAAAAGCUCCAAGCAUCCCUUUGUGAAGAGCUUACCCGUGUUCAAAGCUCUACGGCUGCAGUUGGAGUCGAGCUGGAAGAGGCGCGUCGAUCAAAAGCCGAGAUUGAGAGCAAUAUUCAUGACACCCAGUCACAGCUUGUACAAGCACAAAAUGACUGCGACAGCCUGGAGGCUCAGGUUAAUGAGCUUCUGAGCGACUUAGCACAAAGCUGUCGGUCAAAAUCUUGCCUGGAGGAACGAAUGGCUGUACUGACAUCUGAGGGUAACGUGCUCAGGAAUCGCGUAGCAGAGCUAGAGUCCGCGCUCAGAGAAAAUUAUGAUUCCAGAAUCAAAGCUGAAAAUGCUCUGUCUAUGGCACACUCGAAGAAUGAGACAUCCGAGGCGAAUUUGGGGGAUCUUCGUAGGCAAGCGCACGAGUCAGAGACGAUCAAACACAGGCUCCAACAGGAUCUAAGUAAAAGUAUCAGCCGUAAUUCAGACCUUGAGGCCCAACUUUGCUUUGUACGGGAGUGCUUAGUGAAAACUGGGUUGGAAUCAAAAGACAUACAAGCACAGCUGUCGCACCUGCAGAAGAAGACAACGACUCUUCAACGGGCGAAGGAAAAUGCCGACCAAGCAUUGAUUUGUAUGGAACAAUCUCAUGGGAAGCUCGAGGAGCAACUGCAAUACAUGCAGUCGCAAUUGCAUGAUGCACUGUCGAAGAUGUCGCAGUCAGAAUCAAGAUUGGCAUCGAACGAAGAGGAACUCGAAGCCAUGUUUCGAGCCAAAGCAACUGUUGAGAAGCGACUCGAGCAGACACACAAUGAAAACGUGCGGCUAGAGGAAGAGUUUGCACUUACUCGGGAAAGCAACAGGGCUAUCAAAAGCCAACUGGACAAUACCAUGAACUCCAAUGGUGGCUUAGAGAAGGACCUCGCUGUGGCACGAGCAGAGGUAGACCAGGCAAAUAUGCAGAAUUCCAAACUGCAGUCUAAGAUGAGCAGCCUGGAGCAGCAAUUGGAAAGCUACCGGCAAAUCAAGGAGAAAUUAGAAGCAAGGCUGAGCGAAGCACUCAAAGUCUCGGCAAGUACAGAACGUAGUAUUUCUGACACUCGCUCUCGACUACAAGAGGUCGAGUCGCAUAAAUCUUCACUCCUUGGAGAGCUGCAGGAGACUAGAGAAGAGCCGGGCGCCCUGCGACGAGAGAAGAUCGAAUUGGAAGCCAAAGAGGACACCUCGGAAAAGGAAAUUGAGACUGUUGUGAAGAAGUGUUCGAGCCUCCACUUACAAGUAGCGGAGCUCGACGCCCAUAGUGCUGAAUUGGUCUCUCAGCUGUCGGCGAGUGAAAAGGAGCUGGAAGGUUUGCGGCUGACACACUGCGAGCUUGAAGAAUCUUCUCGAAUUACAUUCAAUCGUACCAGUGAGCUUGAGGUGGAACUCAAAGCUGCUCAAAUGCGUCUCGAGAUUGCCGAGUCAGAGAACUUGAAGGCAAUCACCAAGCUUAUCAUGGCUGAUCGCGAACUCGACUCUCUCAAGGUCACCAGAACCAAGCUUGAAGCCUCGGAACAAGAGCUUUUUGUACGCCUUGCGGCGGCAGAAGAGGAACUAAACACUGCACGCGAGAAAAAUGCCGACCUAGAAGCCUUCCUUGAGCGAGUGCAGUCAGAUAUGGCCAAUGCAUACUCUGCAGUUGAGGAAACCGAAAGAAGUUGUAGAGAAUUUGUCGAUUGCUCUGAAGCCAAACUGAGCGCUGCAGACAAUUCCAAGUUACGUUCCAAGCGCAGAUUGCAUCAGAGAAACAGUGAACUUGAGAUCCUCAUCAGCGAAAACUCCAACCUACAUCAGCAGAUUGGGAUGCAGACCCGCGAAAUAGGUGCCUUGGAGAAGGGUAAGAACAAGCUUGCAGACGAUCUGUUGAGCAAAGAGAAGUACAUCAAAGAGCUUGGAUCGUCAGCGGGUGAGCGUAUGAGAUCCAUGAACGCGGCCUACAACGAUCUGAGGAGAAAAUUUGAAGAGCAGCAACGCAAACAUCAGCAGCUGCGCUGCAACCAUGACACUGCAGCACGCCUGGAAGCCGAGUUAGAGAACAAACUGACACAGAUAGAAGAAAUUCAGAACAAACGCGAAGCGUACGCAGCCUCUUUUUGGGCUUUGGAGCAAGAGGUUGAAGUGUUGAGGAAUGAUAAGAGGGCAUUUGAAAUGUUGAUAUCAACACUUCAGGAGAAGAUCAGGCAUCUCGAAGUGCUGGAAGAGUGGAAGCAGCCCAGCGACAUCAAUCCAUCUGGAUCGCCCUGUCACACUACUAUCGAAGAUGAACCUUACGAUACUGCUCCCUCGAGCCCAACGUCGCUACAUGCGGGAAGCUCUAUCGGACCCAGCAGCGUGCAGCACGAGAGGCCAGAAACCAGGGCCAGUACCAUUUCUCCUGAAGAAGAUCUUGACAUGUGGGCUAGACAUGUAGAGCAAGUGCGCAUACAAAGGGAUGAGGCAGCACUCCAAUUAAAGGGCAUGAAAAAGUCACAGCACAAUCUUAAGAAGACGUCGAGAAACACUGACGCCCAACUACACAGGUUAGAAAAGGAGAACAAAGCCAAACAUCAUCCAAAUCUUCUCCGGAAGAGGAGUCGCCCUAUGGAUACCUCUAUUCUCACUGACCAUAGCUCUCCAUCCUCCUCGCCGCGUAUAGGAGGGCAAACCUCUCGGGUUACUGCUACCCGGCCUAGGACUUCUUCACAUGGGUUUUCCUUGUUCUCUCACUCUACCAUGAAAGCGCGGCAUAGCAUACAUCUACCUCACUAUCAUUUAGAAGAUAACAGAGCGUCACUUGAGCGCCCUAAGAUGAGCUAUACCCUUGGUGGUAGACGAACUGUAAGCGUUGGAGACGAGAUUAUACCUAGCCCUGGAGCGUAUAGGAAAAAGUGGGGUCUAGGCCUACGUGGAUUGUUCCUUAGAGAUAACUAGUUUCUUCCUAUAGUGUAUAGGUGUAACGUGUAGAACUAUAAGAUAGAGACGGGAUAGUAAAAAAACAUAAAAGCAC
Exserohilum turcica Et28A is the source of this 5348-nucleotide messenger RNA. RefSeq lists its product as uncharacterized. The coding region runs from base 146 to 5272 and encodes 1708 amino acids. The record is from RefSeq and is a predicted model, not a curated record. The transcript is spliced from 3 exons. Lineage: Eukaryota; Fungi; Ascomycota; Dothideomycetes; Pleosporales; Pleosporaceae.